Eublepharis macularius is the source of this 1880-nucleotide messenger RNA. Its product is annotated as cell death activator CIDE-3-like. The record is from RefSeq and is a predicted model, not a curated record. The coding region runs from base 102 to 803 and encodes 233 amino acids. Lineage: Eukaryota; Metazoa; Chordata; Lepidosauria; Squamata; Eublepharidae. Gene Ontology annotation, biological process: apoptotic process; regulation of apoptotic process. The transcript is spliced from 6 exons.
UGGAGUAACAGUUUCUUUCCAGCUGGAGACUGGGGGAGAGGGGUGGCCCCAGGAGUGACAGCAGCAUAAAUUCCUUCCUGUUCAAAGCCACUCUGGCAAAGAUGGACUAUGCCAAGAAGUCUCUGGGCCUGCUCUCUCCACGGUCUCUUUCCAAGUGUGUCUCUGCCAGUGCCUCCAUGACCCACCAGCUACUAGCCACUCCUACUCCCCGUGCCCGGCCUUACCGGGUGAGCAAUUGGGAGCGUACCGUGCGCAAGGGGAUUAUGGCUGACAGCCUGGAGGACCUCCUUGAGAAAGUACGUAGCGCCUUGCUCUUGGUGGGUACCAUAUCAAUUGUCAUAGAUGAGGAUGGCACCAGCGUGGAAACAGAAGAGUUCUUCCAGACACUAGAGGAAGGCACUGUGUUGCUAGUGUUAACCAAGGGUCAGGUCUGGCGCCCGGCCAAGUCGGCUGGCUACCAGCUGUCACUAUCCCACAGGCCCCGGCACAGGAUUGAUGUGGCUUGUGUAACCUUUGACCUCUACAAGACCAAUCCUCAGGACUUCAUUGGCUGCUUGAAUGUCAAAGCUACCCUCUAUGGCACGUACAGUAUGUCCUACGAUGUGCGGUGCUAUGGGGCCAAAAGGAUAAUGAAGGAAGCUCUACGCUGGACACUCUUCACCAUGCAAGCUACGGGCCAUGUGCUGCUUGGCACUUCCUGUUACAUGCAGCAGUUGCUGGAUGCCAGUGAAGAGCAGAAAGAAGCCUCCUCCUCAGCUCUGCAUAGCCUCUGCUCUCCUCCCACCAGGAAGAUGCUGCACUGAAGGUGGUUCCUUCCUGUUAUUUAUGCUCUGUAUUGACAGCUGUUGGCUGAUAUACCAGCUCCUGCUAUGGAGUAAGGUGAAAUAGCGGCAUCAGCACUCUUAUGCUCCAUGUGGCCAUAAACACAGUUGGGAGAAAAGUUGCUGGGAACACAACACAGGGUGUCAGAUUUCUUCUUCAUGCAUCUGGUUGCUCAGAUGUAUUGUGCGGUGGAAAUGUGCAAUUUCAGUGUGCCAAGAAGCACUGCUUAUUAUUACUUGGACGGCCUAGGAAACUUGCCUAGACUUUUUUUCAAAAAAAGAAGAGACUGUCUGUUAUGGAUGCGUUACUUGCCUGGUGUCCCGCCUUGAUGAGUAUUGUAUUGUGAAUACAUAAUAUUAAAUACUGUUUCUUAAAUCAUGACCUCCCCCCCUUUUACUCUUAAGCAGAAAGAAAAAGCAUCAACUUAAUGCUGGUCAAGGAAUGUGCCAGUUGGCAGACACUCCAAGAAGUCAAGAUUGCUCUUGUGCAAGCAACUGCUUUUCUAAACUUCAUUAGGGAGGAGGGUCAUUUAUUCGGAGGUAAUACUACCUCUACCCUUCCUCUAUGAGUGGACUCUGGGGGGUGGGGAAGAGUUUCUAUUUAAGCUGCACGAUUUCAGUCUUCCUAUCCAUUAUCUGCUCUAACAUGGAGACAGGGGUAAGCAGAAAAUAAUUACAUUGGUCCUGUAUUGCAGUAUUACACCACUGCAUUGCUGAAAUUCAGGGCAGCCUUAUUGGUUAACACUUCCUUCUAGGUCGAAGAUCACAGCCUCAGCAACUCUUUCCUCCACCCCCAACUAUAUUAGACAUUUAUGAAGGCUGCCCUUGGCCUGUUGCAUGCACUUCCUCUGCAACAGACUGACCUAUGUUGACUGCAUGCUUUAGGGAGCUCACCCAAACACUGAAUAUAUUGUAUUUGGACCUAGAAGGAAGUGUUAACCAAUAAGAGAACACAAGUUGAACCUAGGUAUUUCAUCUUGUGUGUUUCGACUGUUAGAGCCAAGCUACAAGUGACAUCUUACCCAGGUUGGAUACUUGUCAGUUUACCUCAAGUUUUGA